CUGAAAAAAAAGCAUCUCACAUCGUAGGGCGAGAUGAGCAGCCUCCGCCGCCGCCGCCCCUCGCCGGCGGCGGUGCCGCCGCUGGAGGACGAAGACCUCCUCUCCGAGAUCCUCCUCCGCCUCCCCCCACAGCCGUCCUCCCUCCCCCGCGCCUCCCUCGUCUGCAAGCGCUGGCGCGGCCUCGUCUCCGAUCCAGGCUUCUGCCGCCGCUUCCGCCGCCACCACCACCGCAACCCUCCCCUCCUCGGGUUCUUCCAAGAGCUAGACGAAGGGCUCUCCUUCGCGCCUUCCCUCAAGGCCCCGGAUCGUGUCUCGCCCGAGCGCUUCUCCUUGCAACACGCAGAUUUGGUCGACCGCUUCUUCUCCCUCGGAUGCCGCCAUGGCCUGGCGCUCAUCUACCUUCGCAAGCGUCUCCAGCUCCUUGUGUGGGACCCCGUCACCGGCGACCAGCACCACAUUGCCGUCCCCCCGGGGUUCGACACGGAGACAUCCCCAAUCAGCGGCGCGGUGUUUCGCUCUGCCGGAGACGUCCAACACUUCCAUCUGGCUUUGGUAGGGAGCAGUGAGAGACAAAUUACGCAAGCAGUCGCCCGUGUUUACUCGUCGGAAACCGGUGUAUGGGGCAAUCUUAUCACAGCACCGCUUCAAUCUGAGGGUGCUGCCCAUUUUCGCAUCGCGGUUUCUACGAUCAAGCCUGCUGUGCUGGUCGGGGGUUCUCUUUACUGGUUGCUUGAUGGGAGCUCGGGUGGGAUCCUUGAAUUUGAUAUGGAUCGGCAAAGACUAGCUGUGAUACCUAUGCCAGUAAAUGAUCUAAGGUUUUUCCAAUUCUCGAUGAUACGGGCAGAUGGCGGUGGAUUUGGUCUCCUUGUUUUAUCAGGCUCCAGUGCCCAAUUCUGGAAGAGAAGGACCAAUUGCGAUGGUGUUGCUUCAUGGGUGUUGGGAAGAACCAUUGAAAUUGACAAGCUACUUCACUGCGAACCAGAGUCGAAUGGGAGCCAAUUAAUACUAGGUUUUGCUGAGGACAAUAACGUGGUUCUUUUCUGGACAAUUGAUGGCCCUGUCAUGUUACAGCUUGAGUCACUACAGUCUGAGAAAGUCUUGGGAACCAAAAUCAUGUCUCACUAUCACUCAUUCGAAAGUGUCUAUACUACAGAAAGAGGAAUUGGUGGUCCUGAAGCUGUUCUUUUGCACAACACCUGAGAUUCUUGUCCAAUUAGAUAUGCUAUUGUGAUUUACUGGUUACGCAGGUGUCUGGAAUUACACUCUGGUGGCAGAUGCAGAAAUGGAUUUUUUUGCUGUAGGUUCUUCCAUUUUAUAUGCUGUGUUGGCGCUGGCAUUAGUCAUUAGUCAACUGGCAUGAAGACACGAUGGCUUGUUUUUGUUGGCGCUGUCAGUUAUCUCGCUUGCAAGCGUUUGAGGCAAGCUAAAGUCUUCUGUCCCGUGUUGCGUCUGGUCGAGAUUGCAACUUCUAAUCUCUGCUUAAGCUCGUCGUCUUCUUUUUUGCGUGUGUGUGUGUGUGCGCGCGCGUGGAUGCACAUGGGUUCGUACUAUUAGAUACUAUAAUUUUGUACGUCAAGAAGAUAGCAAUGCUGCAGAGAUGCUAUUAUGAGUUGAAUUUGUACCACAUGAUCAACACACAGAGUUGUCAGGAUCUCAUUACUCUUGGAGAAUUUGCACCCCUUGUGUUGUUACCAGAAUGCCCAGGAUGUGAGCUGUGUAGAAUUUAAUCUCUGUUGCUCAGGAUGCAUAAAGUUUGUGUUCGGUUUCUA
Messenger RNA from Aegilops tauschii subsp. strangulata, 1769 nucleotides. RefSeq names its product F-box protein At5g07610. Lineage: Eukaryota; Viridiplantae; Streptophyta; Magnoliopsida; Poales; Poaceae. The record is from RefSeq and is a predicted model, not a curated record. Gene Ontology annotation, molecular function: protein binding.